This is a messenger RNA of Pseudomyrmex gracilis, 673 nucleotides long. Its product is annotated as ankyrin homolog. Gene Ontology annotation, molecular function: protein binding. The annotation marks the transcript as partial. Lineage: Eukaryota; Metazoa; Arthropoda; Insecta; Hymenoptera; Formicidae. The record is from RefSeq and is a predicted model, not a curated record. The transcript has 2 exons.
AUGCCGGCAAGUGAUCCGGAUUGUCUCGCAUUCGUGGCGGCGAUUGAGAUUGGCGAGUUUGACAAAGCAAAUCAACUUUUGGCGCGAGACAACGAAAACAAGUUCAUUCAGCCAGUAGGCGUUCUUGAAGUGACGGCUCUGCAAGUAGCUGCUUGGCAAGGAAACAUUGAUUUAUUAAAUCAGCUCAUCAAAAAAGGUGCUGACGUAAAUGGAUUUGACAAAAUCGGCAGAACUGCCCUUUACUAUGCAGCACAUUGCGGCCACGUCGAUGUUACCAAACGACUUCUUGAAUGUAAAGCAGAAAUCAACACCCAAGUCGUUAACAUUCGAGACGAACAAGAAAUCUACACCCAAGUCGGAAUCCAUUCCGUUAGCAGAGAUAUGCACUUGAAAUCUAUCUCAAUUGGACAAAAAUUACCGUUACCUAUGUGCUGGGGAAGAACACCACUACAUCAAGCGGUAAGAAAAAAUCACGCUGACGUCGUGCGCAUUUUAGUCGAAAGUGGUGCGCGCGUUGACAUUCGAGACGAACGUUUUACAACUCCGUUGCUACUGGCAGGAAUCGCAGUGAAUAAUCGUGAUGAUCCGAAUGAGGUGAGGAAAUUCUCCGAGAUCGUGACAAUAUUGAUAUCAGCAGAAGUAUCAAAUAUCGACGAAAUUCAUGAAGGAACAG